Messenger RNA from Nicotiana attenuata, 1668 nucleotides. Its product is annotated as F-box/kelch-repeat protein At1g30090-like. The transcript has 2 exons. The coding region runs from base 316 to 1533 and encodes 405 amino acids. The record is from RefSeq and is a predicted model, not a curated record. Gene Ontology annotation, molecular function: protein binding. NCBI's taxonomy places the organism in Eukaryota, Viridiplantae, Streptophyta, Magnoliopsida, Solanales, Solanaceae.
CCAUGUUUGCCACAUAAAUUGAGGCUGGAGCCCAGUAUAAAUGAUGAAAAAUAAAAUCUUUCUUUAGAAGCAGAACAAAGUCUUUCGGCUCAAUUAAUCUUAAGCGGUGCAGUUGUUGGUAAAGCUACCAUCUUUACUCUUCUGCUGGUAUCAACUGUUCUCUGUUAAUCUGGGCCAGGGCAGGUGUAUUGUAAUGGUGUACACACUUGUGUGUUCAUUUCUCAGUAUUUGUUGGUUUACUUAAGCAGCUCUGAGAGAAAAUUGGAUAUUAGAGGAAGGUGUUUGUGGUUCUUGACAUUGUUUUUAGAAACAAAGAUGCAAAGAGUAAGGGUAUCAUCACAUCAAGCUCCAGUACACAAGCUGGGGGAUUCACAAAUGACAUUAUCCCCAAAGUUUAGGUUAGCUGCAAAGCAAUCUGAUUUACUUGACCCUUCUCUCGAGUUAGAAUUAUGGCAAAGGGGAGAACCCCUAAUUCCUGGACUUCCAGAUGAUGUUGCUCUCAAUUGCCUCCUUAGGAUACCAGUUGAUAACCAUAUGACUUGCAGGGUAGUCUGUAAACGUUGGUAUUCGCUUUUUGGCACUAAAGAUCGAUUCUUUUGUCGAAGGAAAGAGCUUGGAUUUCAUGAUCCUUGGUUUUUUGUAUUUGCCUUCCAUAAAAGUACUGGGAAAAUUCAAUGGAAUGUCUUUGAUCUAAAUAACUUUGCUUGGCACACUAUCCCUGCUAUGCCGUGCAAGGAAAAAGUUUGCCCCGAUGGAUUCGGUUGUAUUGCCUUUCCCCAUGAGGGUGUUCUCUAUGUUUGUGGUGGAGUAGCUUCUGAUGUCGAUUGCCCUCUCAAUGCGGUGGUGAAAUAUGAGGUCCGGAAAAACCGUUGGACUGUUAUGAAGAAGAUGAUCACUGCUAGGUCCUUUUUUGCUAGUGGAGUUAUUGAUGGGAUGAUUUAUGUUGUUGGAGGAAAUAGCACAGAUCUUUUUGAGCUGAAUUCUGCUGAAGUCUUGGAUCCUAAUAGAGGGAUUUGGCGCUCUGUUUCAAAUAUGGGAACAAAAAUGGCUGCAUACGACUCUGCAGUUCUUAAUGGAAAGCUUUUGGUAACAGAAGGCUGGUUUUGGCCCUUUUAUGUUUUUCCUAGGGGCCAGAUUUAUGACCCUCAAACGGAUAAUUGGGAGAACAUGGCUUCCGGGCUUCGAGAAGGUUGGACUGGUUCCAGUGUUGUGCUCUAUGGGCGUCUGUUUGUUGUUUCAGAACAUGAACGAACGAAGCUUAAGGUUUAUGACUCGGAAACUGAUUCAUGGGACACUGUUGAAGGACAUCCACUGCCAGAGCAGAUAUGCAAACCUUUUUCUGUAGAUUGCUGUGACAACCGGAUUGUUGUUGUAGGUCGAAAUCUUCAUGUUGCUGUAGGACAUAUCAAGAGCCUGCAGCAAAAGAACACAUCAAGCAAACGCUGCUCGUUCGCUGUUUGCUGGCAAGUGGUAGAUGCUCCUGAAUCCCUUUCUGACUUCACACCAUCUAGUGCACAGGUUCUAUUUGCUUAGCUUCAUAGUUUCUAUUAAUUAACAUGCGUGGAAUGUCUAGUAGUCUAUCUUAUGUAUUUCCAACAAGGUCCUGUAAUUGAAUAUAAUUAAUUAUCUAUGGGUAUUCCUCAGUUUCUGCUCUAUUUAGCUGAUAUA